UAUUUACAUUUUAGUGCGGGAAGCUGGAAGCAGACGAACUCUUCGGAAGGGGUUUUCUUCACAGACGAAAGAGGCUUCUUUCACUGGCAAAACAGAAGAAAACUUCUACGGAAGGAGUUAUCGGUUCAAAUGGAGGCCGGAUUGCCAUCCAAGGAAAAACACUUAUGCUACAACACACUUGUGUGUCUACUCAUGACACUGAAAGGUCAACAGACAACAGUGGACCUCAGAAAUGGAGCAUCAGUAACAGGAAAAAUUGUUCGGUGUGACCCGUAUAUGAACGUAGAUAUGUCUCAUGUUCUGUUUCGAGAUGCCAGUGGCAAACCUCACCUUUUUGAUAACUUUUUUGUGCAUGCACGGAAUUUACGAUACGUGCAUAUUCCGCCACAUAUAGAUAUGUUAAAGUCUGUUGAAACAUUUGUGAAUCGUUCCCAAGUCAAACAAGACAAGCAAGUUGUUAAACCUAAAACAUUGCGAAGACAGGCAGAAACUGUGGAACGUGUUCGAAAACUUAAAGAGAAACGGCAGAUGAAGAAAGAAGAAUCGUAGAUGUGUUAAUGUAUGUAUAGUUCAGAGGUGGAAGAAAAUUAAUCAAUCGGAAUUUCAUAACAUUAUUAUAUUGAUGCUUUUCAAAAUCUAGUGUAAAAUUGAUGCAGAUAUAUGUUUACUACAAAAUAACAGAUUCCCAUGCAAGACUUAGUAUACAGGUAUGCAUUGGAGGGAUAAUUUUAUAUGUAUUGUCACAAGUUGAAAGUUCAGACUUAAAAUUACACCUGGGUGAUACAAUUUA
Messenger RNA from Thrips palmi, 790 nucleotides. It is a transcript of the gene Lsm10, whose product is annotated as U7 snRNA-associated Sm-like protein LSm10. Lineage: Eukaryota; Metazoa; Arthropoda; Insecta; Thysanoptera; Thripidae. Bases 130 to 549 code for a protein of 139 amino acids. Gene Ontology annotation, biological process: mRNA 3'-end processing by stem-loop binding and cleavage. Gene Ontology annotation, molecular function: U7 snRNA binding; histone pre-mRNA DCP binding. Gene Ontology annotation, cellular component: nuclear body; cytoplasmic U snRNP body. The record is from RefSeq and is a predicted model, not a curated record. The transcript is spliced from 3 exons.